AGCCUAGAUAUAUUUCCUGGUUUAAUAUUACAUUUAUAAAUAUUCCACAAAGUGGUACGAAGUGUUUAUUAAACAUCGCGAUACUGUAUCUUUUUUGGACGAAAAAAAAUACUAAAAUUUCCACCUAUACGUAUUAUCCCUUCCCCUUCUAUGUCAUUUUCUUCCGAAAUAUCACAGGGUCACUUUGAUAUUUGUGCGGGUCAAUUUUUGUUAUUUUUUCAAAGAAUAAUAAGUCUAGUGAUCGGUGUAUAUGUGUUGUCUGUGACUGUUUUCUAAUAAAAUAAAUAAAACAUUUUAAGGAGAUAUAUAAAACAACGCUUAAAAAUUGUUUAUAUAUUUACAGUACUUGUAUUAUGGAAUAUAUAUUAGUGGAAGUCGUAUAUGGUGGGUGUUGAAGGCCCAAAUAUUUGUUAUAAAUAUUGCAAAUUGUAUUUUUUGAAUAUACUCGAGCAACUAUAAGAAGCAGAAAGAAGGUUCUAAAUUACCAAAUUUACCGCAAUUUAUUGAGAGACUUGUAACGCAAACAAUUUUUGAGUAUUCUCAAACAGAGCAGACAACUUAUACAUAUCAGUGUGGUGGAUCAGUCUUUUGACAUACCGUCCCCUUUCCAUCGUAUCACAAGGCCGAAUUGUAACACUCCUCCCUCUGCAUACAACCGCCAUCGUCGCUGGAAUAUACACGAAACAGCAGCUUUUCAGCGCUAUGCCUUCCUGAACACUAUGGUACAUUCGUCAGUUACUUACCAGCAGGGCUGGCAACCCUAUCCUUACAAUCAGUCAUCCAGGGAAUCAGUAGGUGGUAUACCAAAGUCGCCAUCUUUCCAUAGCGGCCUCGACUUGUUAGUAGCUUCUGCCAGUGUAGAUUCGCUACGAGCUCAAACUUUAGACGAUCUACAAAACAUGGCAGACUCGCCAGGAUUCGAUCAGAACUCCUUAACCACAAAGGAUUUUUAUGGCUUUAAUGGAACCGAUCUAGUGUCGACAUCCGAAUCAUCAAUGAACGGUUUUGAUCGUACUAUCAUUACAAUCACAGGAUUAAGAACUGCAAGUGCGGAAAGACCUGCUCCUAUUAAACAAUUGCCACUGCUAAAAGAUGCUGUUUCAUCUGAACGCGAGGAUCUAUUCAUCCAAAAAUUGAGACAGUGUUGUGUUCUCUUCGAUUUUGCCUCGGACCCCUUGUCAGACCUAAAAUGGAAAGAAAUAAAACGGACAGCUUUAACCGAGAUGGUGGAGUUUGUGACCCAAAAUAAGGGCGUCAUUACCGAAAAUGUGUACCCCGAAGCCGUUAAUAUGUUUGCCGUGAACCUUUUUCGAACGUUACCGCCCUCGUCCAACCCCAACGGAGCGGAAUUUGAUCCUGAAGAAGACGAGCCCACUCUGGAAGCCGCCUGGCCCCACCUACAACUCGUCUACGAGCUGUUCUUACGCGUCUUAGAAGCCCCGGACUUCCAAGCCAACAUAGCCAAACGGUACAUCGAUCAAAAGUUUGUACUUCAACUUCUAGAUCUGUUCGAUUCCGAAGACCCUCGCGAAAGGGAUCUCUUGAAAACGACCCUGCAUCGGAUAUACGGAAAGUUUCUAGGUUUGAGAGCGUUUAUCAGGAAGCAAAUUAACAACGUAUUCUAUAGGUUUAUUUAUGAGACGGAACACCAUAACGGCAUAGCUGAACUAUUAGAAAUUUUAGGGUCGAUAAUCAACGGUUUUGCCCUGCCCCUUAAAGAAGAACAUAAAGUGUUUUUGUUGCGCGUCUUAAUGCCCCUUCACAAAGUUAAAUCUCUAUCUGUAUAUCACCCUCAAUUGGCCUAUUGCGUAGUCCAGUUUUUAGAGAAAGACCCAUCGCUAACUGAACCUGUUAUAAGGAGUUUAUUAAAGUAUUGGCCCAAAACUCACAGCCCCAAAGAGGUUAUGUUCUUGAACGAACUUGAGGAGAUUUUGGACGUGAUCGAAGCUGUUGAAUUUCAAAAAAUUAUGGUACCAUUGUUUCGUCAGCUAGCCAAGUGCGUUAGUUCUCCACACUUCCAAGUCGCCGAGAGGGCUUUAUAUUACUGGAAUAACGAAUAUGUGAUGUCGUUGGUGGCAGAGAAUGCCACGGAAAUACUGCCUUUAAUGUUCCCCAGCUUGUACAAGAACUCGAAAACUCACUGGAACAAAACGAUUCACGGUUUGAUUUACAAUGCUUUGAAACUUUUUAUGGAAAUGAAUCAGAAAUUAUUCGACGAAUGCAGUCAACAAUAUCGACAGGAACGUCAAAGAGAAAAAGAACGACAAAAUCAGAGAUUAGAACUGUGGGGUCGCGUUGAAUCUCUCGCUAUGUGCCAGUCGGAGUACGACGUUAUCAGGCAGAAGAACAUAGGAGAUUGCAACAAUGUGAUCACCAGUCCCGAAGUCGAAGAUGACGUUAAUCUAGACAAUUUGGAACAAGAGGCGCUAGAGGUCAAAAAGCAUCGCAACAGUACCAAACCUUUGGUACGUCGCAAAUCGGAACUGCCUCAGGACCAGUGUACCAUCAAAGCCCUGAACGACCACAAGAGGGCUGACGAGUACCUCGCCACCCCGCCGGACGUCAACAAGUGCUAGUCAUACAUUAAUUUUAGCGAGCUUAGUGCCAAUUAUGAUCACCAAAAAAUUCUGUUAUAGCCCUCUUAUUCGACGGUCGUUGUCGCCAGUUCCGAGCUUAGAAACGAUAUACGGUUCGAUCGUGUCGCUAAACGCGUAAGUGUAUUUUACUCUUUGGUCGCUUUUUUAGACAGUGACUGGGAAAUCAUUCACGGCAAUUUUAAAGUUAUUAUUAUUGAGAUAUUAAAAAAAGUGGCAUAAAUUAUCAAUUAAACAUCUCAAAUAGCCAAAAAGGAAUCUUACAACAACCUGUCUUACUGGUAAAUUAAAAAUAAGUUCUCUUUAAACGUGUAAAAAGUGGGAUUAUAUGAUCACAACAAAUUAAAGGUCUUAUUGAUAUAUUAUUGGACUAUUGAUAUAUUAUAUAUUGAAAUAAAUUAUAAAUUCAGAGUCUCACAUAACAAUAAAAUAAUCUUGACAUGUCAUAAUAUAAUGAUAACGGACAGAAUUCUUGAAAGCUAAAUUCUUGUAUGUUUUGUUUAUUUUUUGUGCAUUUUUGACACUUCUAGUUUUUUUUUUAUUAUGUAAAUAAAUAAGUUCAAAUUGCUCAAUAUACAUCAAAUAUCUUUCACAAAUUUUUCCGAACCGUUUUACACAAUUCUUCUCAAAUUGUGCCUUAAUAUUAUGGGGAUAAUAUACAGGGUGUUCCAAAACAAGUGCGAGAAACAUAGGGGUAAAAAUAAAAGGUUUCUUAUAUAAAAAUGUUGAGUCAAAAGACAACAAUUAGAGAGAUAUUACGGUAUUAUGAUAGCACACUAUCUGCAUAAAUAAGUAAGUACAAGUGGCGAAAUACCCACAGGACUUUUUUGAAGAGAUGAAUCUGUCACUAUAGAGGUAUAGACAUUUUUUACUAUGUGCAUAUUAAUAUUUUAAAGAACGGUUUUUUUUUUCAAUUUGUGCAUUAAUACAUAUAAAUUAGCUUAAAACAUGUUUUUUAAUUAGAUAUUUACAAUAUAAUGUCUGAAUAAAUAUGCAGAUAGGGUAUUUUCAUAGUAGUAACGCUCACAUAAAAUUUAAUUAUUCUAUUGCUUUUCGAUUUUAGGAUAAGAGGGAAAAAUAUUUUUCCGCCUUUUUUGUACUGCAGUAUCUCCCUAAUGUAUUUGACCCAAUGGGCGCAUUCAGUAAACACACUGGUAUUAACCGGUAAAGACCUACCGAUAACUUUUCAUUGAACGAUUAAAUUACCGGUACGUAAAUAAACCGGAAACAAAAUACGUUAGGCUCUCAAGUGAUCGGUGACCACAACCGGUGAGUUACCAUUGGCAUGCACUUUAAAUUUUCUGCACCGGUGGAGUAACCGUGUGUUUACUGAAUGUGCCUAAUGUUAUCCAUAACAAAGUGACGUCUGUUUAACGAGUCAGACACAACCGUCACUGUCAUGUGUCUUUUCGUUAGACAGACUGUGCCCCUUAUUUUUAACUGUUUAUUUUAAGGAGUCACCCCUUAAAGUUUUCCGCAUAUUUUUGAAACGCUCUGUAGAAAAGAUAGAUAAAUAAGAUAAAUAAUGUGAAAUAAAUGAUACCCAGUCAAAUAACCCAAAAAUAAUCUUGAAUUAUGUGGCGACCUGUCAUUCUGACAUUUGUAGAAAAUACUCUAAAUUUUGAGAAUAAAAAAUAGUUCAGAAAAUAUAUAACAGCUGUCAUAAAAAAAUUAUAUGACACUGUCAUAUUUUUUGGUGGAUAGACUAUAGACUAGCGUUACAUUAUUUUGAUAUCUCAGUAAUAUAAAAAAGUUCUUUUUGAUGCAAAUGUUUUUGUUGUUGUUUGUAUUUGAAAAGAUUAAUUUUGUUAUAACGUGUUACUUAGAUCCAUCAAUUUAACCGUAUAUUCUUUGAUAGUGCCUAAUGAAAUUUGAGAUUCGUUUUUUAUACGUAAGCUAGGUUAGGGUAAGGUUCUUCUGCCGGAAUUCUUCGCGACCGUUGAAUAAAAAUAAUACCACUACGGUAUUUUACUUUGACUUUUUCAUUGGAGUUAUACAGGUAUUUGGGAAUAAACGUUUGUUAAGAUUUAAAAAAAUAUAUCCAUGAUUCCAUAACAUUUAACAAUGACCCUGAAAAUACUUAACAAAAAUCAGUUAAUACUGAAUAAGAAGGAAACUUUAUCAUAAAAUAUUAUAUAUUAAAUGUUCUACUGUACUGUUUAAAAAAAAUAUUAAAUUUUUUCUGGAAGUCGCUGUUCAACUAACAAUGUUGCCGAGUACAAAUUUAAUAUCUCUCUAGAUUUAAAAGCAGUUUUAUCAUAAAAAAUCGUUGUUUAGGGGAAGAAGUGGUCAUAGCUCAACAAAAAAAUAUUUUUUUAUUCUUUUUAUAUCGAUAUUAUUUUUAUAUACAUAAAUAAUAUUGGCUAAUUAUAUUGCGGUUUAUUUCAUAUUGAGCCAAAAAGAGUCUUACUACUAACAGUGUACAUGAGAUAUUUUUAAUCAAAAGUAGGUUAAGGGUUAGUUGUAACUGAUAGGUGUAUCACUAGAAUAAAGUCAAAUAUGCUUCUCUAGACUAAUAAAGUUCUAAUCUUCUUUAAAACUUAAAAGUUCGAAAGAAAUAACUGUUCUGAUGUGGAAUUUUAAAUUAACCUAAAUUAAUUAACUCGAAUUUUUAUGAUUAUUUACAGACAGAAGACAUAUUUCGAUAAUUUUUGGCUCAAUAACUUUCUCUUUGAACAAAUCUGAAAGAAUAGGUCGGUUUUAUAGGAUACAUAAUUUUUCAAGUUAAUAUUUAAACAAAAUAGUUUCUAUUAUAAUAGCUUACAUUGAUCUGUAACUUAACUGGAAAAUAAGUACUAUCAAUAGUAUAAAAAUAGUUUCAUAGGAUGGUGUGUUACAGAUUCUAAACUAAAUUACACAUAUGGCACUUUAGUACAUUUAUAGUAUAUUGUCUUAAUAAAAAAGCAGUGUUGAAAAUUUUAUUUUUUAUAUAUCUUUUUUAAUUCGAUGUAUAUUUUGAGUAUUAAUUUAUGUGAAAAAACUCGUAUUUUUAACAAUAUCUGAGAAGCUGUAAAAUGGUCAUUAGAAACGUCGUUGCUUUAAAUGUUUCAAAUGGACUUUUAAAAGAAAAUAGGUCUAAUAAAUCUAUUACGUGGGAGUACAUUCAAUAAUUAGCUUUUAAGGAGUUCGCGUUAUAUCGUAAGAUCUAAAAAAAACAUUAAAUCUGUAUAGUAUCGUUAAGAAGUUCAUAGUGUAUUAGACAGUAUUUUUUUAAUGUACAGCUUUUGCUUUAUGAUGAAUAUAUCUAUUGAAUAUAAA
This is a messenger RNA of Sitophilus oryzae (rice weevil), 5852 nucleotides long. Its product is annotated as serine/threonine-protein phosphatase 2A 56 kDa regulatory subunit gamma isoform-like. Lineage: Eukaryota; Metazoa; Arthropoda; Insecta; Coleoptera; Curculionidae. The transcript is spliced from 10 exons. Gene Ontology annotation, molecular function: protein phosphatase activator activity. Gene Ontology annotation, cellular component: cytosol; protein phosphatase type 2A complex; nucleus. The record is from RefSeq and is a predicted model, not a curated record. Gene Ontology annotation, biological process: signal transduction; protein dephosphorylation. The coding region runs from base 720 to 2576 and encodes 618 amino acids.